AUGCACGGCUAUACUCCGUUGCCUUCAGCAUCUCCCACCCACGGCAUCCGUCUCGACAGCGAGGCUGCACUAUCCUGGGGGGAUGGCGACAUCGCCGCUGGCCAGCGACUCAACACACUUUCGGUCUCACAGCCUCUCCAUGAUCGCACUCGCGGGCAUGAUAGGGACGGGUCUUUUCCUGUCGAGUGGGAAGGCGCUCUCGCAAGCGGGCCCAUUAGGUUGUGUGUUAGGCUUCUUGACGAUGGGGACGCGUUAAUAUCCGCCGAGAUGAGUGCGUUCAAGCCUGUCGGGGGUGGCUUCGUGCGCCAUGCUGCUAUGUGGAUCGACAGAAGCGCUGGUAUUGUCAUUGGUUGGAACUUCUGGUAUUCCAUGGCAGUGACAAUGCCAGCGGAGAUUAGUGCUGCCACGACUUUACUCGGCUUCUGGAACCCAAACCUAACUGUUGUUAUUCCUUUGGGGGUGCUAUGGUUUGCAAUCACUCUCAUAAACUUGGGUCCCGUAAGGCUCUAUGGGGAAUUCGAAUUCUACUUUGCUUUUAUCAAGGUUGCAUUUAUAGUCCUGUUUAUCAUCUCGGGAUUUCUGCUGGAUCUGGGCGUUUUCGGUCGGGACAGCGCCGGGGCGAUUGGGCUACGUUAUUGGUCCCCUCCUUACCCGCUCAUUCGUGAAUACAUUUUCAAGGGGAACGAGGGCCGGCUAGCCGGAUUCUGGUCGACCAUGAUCUCCGCGGCGUUUGCUUAUGGCAAUGUGCAAGUCGUAGCCAUCGCAGGCGCCGAGACUCGCAACCCUCGCAAAACUAUACCAGCAGCAUUGAAGACUACUUUCAUCCGGGUGGUGUUUCUCUAUGUCGUUUCCGUUUUUGUAAUCUCUAUCUUGGUUCCGGCGGACGACCGUCGACUUGGUUUACACACAGGAACUGCCACUCAGAGUCCCUUUGUUAUUGCACUUAGCCACUCGGGGAUUAAGGCUCUUCCAUCGCUCUGCAACGGAGUCGUAAGCACUAGGUCUGCAUUUCCAUUCGAGGGUUCGCUUGAACUUGCUUCCUAG
This is a messenger RNA of Coprinopsis cinerea okayama7#130, 1044 nucleotides long. Its product is annotated as lysine/arginine permease. The record is from RefSeq and is a predicted model, not a curated record. Gene Ontology annotation, molecular function: amino acid transmembrane transporter activity. The transcript is spliced from 8 exons. Gene Ontology annotation, biological process: amino acid transmembrane transport. Gene Ontology annotation, cellular component: membrane. Bases 1 to 1044 code for a protein of 347 amino acids. Lineage: Eukaryota; Fungi; Basidiomycota; Agaricomycetes; Agaricales; Psathyrellaceae.